Sipha flava (yellow sugarcane aphid) is the source of this 579-nucleotide messenger RNA. RefSeq lists its product as uncharacterized. Lineage: Eukaryota; Metazoa; Arthropoda; Insecta; Hemiptera; Aphididae. The transcript has a single exon. The coding region runs from base 1 to 579 and encodes 192 amino acids. The record is from RefSeq and is a predicted model, not a curated record.
AUGCCGAACAUCGGGGGUCCGUCGGCGUCCAAAAGGAAAUUGCUGGGAACGGUAGUGAGCAGUAAGUUGCUGUACGCUUCUGCAUCGUGGGCAGAGGUGGCUACCCGAACGGCAAGGAAUCGGGAGUCAAUGUGCCGAGCACAAAUACAGGUGGCACUUAGGAUUAUUCGAGCCUACUGGACCGUAUCAACUGACGGUGCCUUAUUCUUGGCGUCCAUCAUACCGGCCGACUUAAAGGCGCUGGAACGGAAGAGAGUUGCUGACCGGAUCGACGAGCAAGGUCGCGAGGAUAGCGUGGCGAUGAUCAAACUUCAGGAAAGGAGCAUUACCGUUGGAGCAUGGCAAGCAAGAUGGGACGGGUUGAAAAACAGCAGAUGGACGCACACCCUACUACCUAGCGUGUAUAGGUGGAUGCGGAGGCCUGUCUUCCCACUGACCUACCACAUGACGCAAGCUUUGACGGAGAACGGCUGUUUUCGUCAAUACUUGAACUGCAUGAAUAGGUCCCCGGACGCUUCAUGCUGUUACUGUAGUUUUGCCGAAGACACCGCGGAGCACAUGAUUUUCGUUUGCCCUUAA